AUGGACGUCCCACAUCUGCGUGUCCCCACGCCUGCGCCUGCCAAGGUCUGGUGCGCCUGGGUCUUGUACACCGACCAUGGUUGGUCCGAUGAAACAAAGAUAUGGCUUACCGAGCAGAAUGAUGGUGUGUUCAACUAUCUGUGGCACAAUGGCACCACGCCGUUGAACUACACGAUCCACUGUUCAACUAGCAGAGAUCUGUCGUGGUUUAGCUUGUCGGAGCAAACCUCCAUCAAGGCCGCCUGCACAAAAGCCGCGAAUGUGUGGUUUCUGCAAUGGGCGGGCCCUUUCGCCAUGAUUCUAUGUUAUGCUGUCGAAGCAGCCUUUGCCUUCAUCUUCGCGCAAGUGUCCCAAAAGCUUGUCAGCGCCUCCUCCAGUCCAGACGAUGAUGGUCUGCCCUACCUCAAGCAGGUGCUCAAAGGCUGCGUCUUGAUGCUUGUGCUGGUUCUGGCAGCUAUGUAUGCAGCUGCAACAUAUGUGUCGGGAUCUGCUGUAGCAUUGAGCUCGGCAGUCUUCUGCUUGGGAGCAUUGACGAUGGCGGCCACUUUGGGAUGGAUGUACGCCGAGAUUGAUCAUGCCAAGCUGAAGCGCCUAGCAACAGAGGGGCACAUGGCUGCAAACAUCCUCAAGAUCCUGAAGUCGGACUGGGUGCGAGCAAUGGCUGUUGGAGGUCUCAACGUGUUCAUUCCGCUGCUGGCUGUCUUAGACAUGCUCCGGCAGUCCAUGAGAAAACUACAAGGAACUGUGCAGGGAAGCCCGGAUGACAGAUUCACGCCGACUGGGCGCAAAGUUGCCGACGAGUGCAGCACCUGGAAUUGGUGUGGCAUUCUCCAGAAGGUUAUCGUGCUCGGCGAGCUUUUUAUAGCCAUCAUCUUGGGCAUGAAGGCUACCUAUGUGUUCUUCUCAUGGCUGAACACGGCCCUUUAUGCCGCGAAUAUCAAUUUCUGGGUGCUGACAGCCUUGGUGUUUGGGCUCGGCCUCUCUAUGUUCAUGUGCCCCAUCGUUCCGGGAAGCGCCGUCUACCUUUUCGCCGGUGUGGUGCUCGGAGCACAAUCUCAGCUAGCGGGUCGACCCGGAUUCGGCGCUGGUAUUGCAGCUGGUGUCGUUGCGAGCUCCAUAGCGAAGCACAUAGCGUGUGUUGGCCAAUACAUGAUCGGCUACUAUGCGGGAAAGCUGGUGAAAGUUCAGCAGAUGGUGGGCGUAGAUCAGGUUCCCGCUCGUGCCACUGAGAAGAUUCUCAAGACGCCUGGCUUGGGUUUGGGCAAGGUCUGCAUCCUCAUCGCAGGCCCCGACUUCCCAACGAGUGUUCUCUGUGGCAUUCUGAGAUUGAACAUUCCGCAGAUGCUGCUUGGGACAACGCCCAUUGUCCUCGUGAGCGUCAUUCCGCAAGUCACGGUUGGCGCCCUCUUGACGUACCAGGUUGAGGCCGACAAUGAGAGCUCCAGCAAUAUCCAAUCGCUGGUGUCCAACGCGGUCACUGGCUUUGCAGCGGCCAUCCAGGCCUCGGCCGUGCUAUUAUUCACCUGGCGCAUCAUGAAGACGGUGGAGCAGGACGGAGAAGAGUUGGCCAAACCACGAAAAGAGCACGAAGCUGUGGCAAAGCUGACGGCGCAGGAAGCAGCGUACACCGCUGCAUUCAAGCAGGUCUCUCAUUGGCAGGCGAUGACAUGCUUGCAGAUAUCUAUGCUGCUGCUUGCGGUUGCUUGCAUUGUCUCUUCUGGCUUCCUCAUCGCUGCAGACUUCAUGAUUACAGAAAAGUUCUGCUUCCGGAACUUUGCCAUCACCAACAAAAUCACAGACCCUAUAGAUCUUGGAGGUCUGGAUGGCAACGCCUGGAACAUCGUCAUUGUGCCUGUCGGAUGGCUGGCGCUCGCUGUGGCAACUCUGGGUGUGGCACGGGCCCCAGGGAUAUUGCAGGACUGUUUGAGGGUUUAG
Molecule: messenger RNA, 1935 nt
Organism: Symbiodinium natans
Lineage: Eukaryota; Dinophyceae; Suessiales; Symbiodiniaceae
Source: the annotation of a GenBank genome assembly